CAGUCUGUAGACGAGCGUCUGACGGAAUAACGGAAGCAAUUCAAGUGUUGACUGUAGUAUAACGAUAUUAGUUGAUAUACAGAUCGAAACAAUAAGAGGAUAUAAAAUUUAAAUUUAAAAGUUAAAGUUAAAAAAAAAUAAAGAUAAAAAUAUAACAAUAACCUUUACAGUGACGGAGCGUUUAUAUAUAAGAAAUCUACGCGUGGAAGAAACGAUCGCUGAAACGGAAAAUACAUGUUUUAUUACGAGAACGACUUUGAUCUAAAAAAAGUUAAAUUAAUGCAAUCAAAAAUCGAUCACGAGAUACAGAGAAGAUAUUUGGGACGAAUUGUUCGGAUUUAAUAGUGAUCACAAUAAUUUUUGGAUAAGGAAUACCUGCCGAGCAACAGCUACGAUGUAACAACAUGAAAUGAUUCAGCGAACUCUUUCCAUUGGAGAUCAAAGUUCAAGUUGUCGCAUUGCCGGUUAAACAGGGGGAUCAAUAUUCCGAGAAGGUCACAAAAAUUUAUCAGCGUUAUUAACUUGUGUUUUUAAUGGAAAAAUGCAAGCAUCACAAGAAAAGAUGUGAAAAUGAAUUAAUGCGGCACGCACGAUAAGGGGCAAUCAAUACACAUACACUUUGAAUAUACAUCUUGAAGGUUUCUUACAGCACGUGAGAUGCAUUGAUUUUCGAUUUUUCGAAGAAUGCGAGGAAAGAAGAGUCGCUUUCUGCAAAUUCGAUAAAAAAUGGAGGACUUUGCGGCAAAUAAAACGAUCCUUGCCGCUGAAUUUAAUAUUCAAAUUACUACAGAAAAUGGAGAUUACAAACCAUUCGCGCGAUCUGUGACUAUCAUUGCCACUGCUUGUGCUAUAAUAUUCAGCAUUAUCGGAGUGUUAGGCAAUCUAGUGACGGUAAUUGCAUUAUUAAGAUAUACCAGAUUGAGACGACAUGCCACUACAGCGUUUGUGAUAUGCCUUAGUAUCUCCGACUUGAUCUUCUCGGCGGUUAACUUGCCUCUAACCGCCAGUAGAUAUUUGAACGAAGCAUGGAUUCUGGGCGAGACUCUGUGCAAGAUAUUUCCCUUAUUUUUUUACGGGAACGUCGCCGUGUCUUUACUCAGUAUGGUAGCCAUUACUAUUAACCGAUAUGUACUGAUUUCACAAUCGGACAUUUACAAUCAAUUAUAUACCGGUCGCGGCAUAACGCUGAUGUUAAUAGCCAUAUGGACUCUAAGCUUCUUGAUGCUGCUGCCACCCUUGUUGGAUAUCUGGGGUACUCUAGGACUAGAUCCAGCCACCUUCUCAUGCACCAUAUUGAAAAAAAAUGGUUCCAGCCCGAAGAAGUUUCUCUUCGUUCUAGGUUUCGUUGUACCAUGCGUAGUGAUCAGUGUUUCAUACCUCUGCAUAUAUUGGCGCGUCCGGAGUAGUCGGAGGAAUCUCGAGGCACACGCAGCGGAAAGACGCGUUGGUAGACGAGGUGGUGGAUUCCAACGAAGGGAGGAUUCCAGGGUGACCAGACUUAUGCUCACCAUAUUUCUUUGCUUCCUGAUGUGUUUCAUGCCAUUGAUGCUGGUGAAUGUGAUCGAUGAAAAAAUGAAAAUCCCUAUACUCCACGUAGUAGCGUCCGUGCUCGCUUGGGCGUCGGCGGUAAUAAAUCCUUUCAUCUAUGCUGGUACCAACAAACUGUACAGAGAAGCGUACAAACAGGUUCUAUGUCCUGUCUCAAACAGGACACCCACGAUUGGUCCUAAACCAGCGCAUUCUCAUUCGAGCAAAGUCUCAUCACCUCAUACGACAUAAAAAUAUCGUCCACUUCGAGAUAAUUGAUCGUAAAUAAAGAUAGUAAUAAGUAAAAAGUUGAUGCAUAAUAUUAUUUUGCUUAUCUUUUAUAAAAAAAAUUAAGCGUUUAAAAACAGUAACGUAAAAAUAAAUUUUUUUUAUAGAAUAUAACUGCAAAAGAUUAGAAGAAUCUGAAAACUGCAAAAAGUUUGCGUUCAUGAUUUCACAAAAUCAGCGUUAACGAGAAAAUAAGAUUUUCAUUUAACAAACCAAAUAUCUAUUUUUUGUUUCUUUUUUUCUUGCAAUCGGGAAUAAGAAAUAUUAAAAAAAAAUUAACGUAAAAAAAGUAUAUAUAAAAAAUCUUAUUUCUUGCUUUACAUA
Molecule: messenger RNA, 2139 nt
Organism: Cataglyphis hispanica
Lineage: Eukaryota; Metazoa; Arthropoda; Insecta; Hymenoptera; Formicidae
Gene: Tre1
Product: protein trapped in endoderm-1
Exons: 4
Coding region: 727-1779 (350 amino acids)
Biological process (GO): G protein-coupled receptor signaling pathway
Cellular component (GO): membrane
Molecular function (GO): G protein-coupled receptor activity
Source: RefSeq, a predicted model, not a curated record